Molecule: messenger RNA, 3042 nt
Organism: Cavenderia fasciculata
Lineage: Eukaryota; Evosea; Eumycetozoa; Acytosteliales; Cavenderiaceae
Exons: 9
Coding region: 1-3042 (1013 amino acids)
Molecular function (GO): protein binding
Source: RefSeq, a predicted model, not a curated record
AUGAUGAUUACUACAACUACCACCACAUCAUUUUAUUCUGUAUUUAGAUAUACAUAUAUCAGACAAUUGAUAUUCAAUCAUAUCGGUGAUAUAUCAAAAGAUAGUUAUGAUGAUGCUGGUAGUCAACGACUAUCAUUAAAAGGAAGAGAUAUCAUCAAAUUACCACAUCUUGGAAUGAUAUCAAUCUAUGCAAUGCCUUGGCACUUUAUAAGUCAUUAUCUAUCUAAAGAUGAUAGUAGUAAUAGUAGCGAAAGAGAUCAGAAAACAAACAAAAGGAGAAAAAGAGUGAUUAGUCAAUACUGUCAUCAUCCCAAUGCAACAUUGGAUACACUUGAACAUCUAUUGGAAUGGUCUCAAGAUGACUUUGAUUGGGUGUACUUGACAGAAAAUAUCAUUGAUAUAAGAAAUCAAGAGAUAUUGGAGUAUCUAAUCAAUAGAUGCCAAGCUGAUGGAGACAAGGAUGGUUUUCUUAUUACUGCAAUGAUGGUGGCAUGCACAUACGGGUAUCUUUCAUCUAUCAAGUUGAUCAAGAAAAAUAUUGUAAAGACUUAUUAUGAAGCAAUUGUCAUUGCCUCUAGUAACGGAUUCAUUGACAUUGUAAAGUAUUUACAUGAGAAUAGAACUGAAGGUGGAGGCAUCAAAGAUGCAAUGUUCCUACAUGAAUAUCGUCAAGAAGGAUGCACGGUUAAUGCUAUGGAUCUAGCAGCUCAAAAUAAUCACUUGGACAUUGUCAAGUUCCUUCACGAGCACAGAAUAGAGGGUGCAACACCCGAUGCUUUGGAUUGGGCAUCUGAAGAAGGUCACAUUGAAGUGGUAAAGUUCCUUUCAGAGCAUCGUAGUGAAGGUGCAUCAACAAGUGCUAUGAAUGGAGCAGCUCGGAACGGUCACAUUGAAAUUGUUAAAUAUUUACAUUUUAAUCGAAGUGAGGGAUGUACUAGAUCAGCUAUUCAGUCUGUUUGUGAAAAAGGAUUACUGGAAAUAGCAUCAUUUCUAAUCAAUGUCAGAAAUGAGAAAUGUGAUGAAGAACUACUACUAACUGCAUCAAUUAGAGGACACUAUGAUAUUGUCAAAUAUACAUAUAUCAGACACUUGAUAUUCAAUCAUGUAGGUGAUAUAUCAAAUCUAUUGUAUCCAAAUGAUAAAAGUAGUAAAGAUGGUAGUGGUGGUAGACAACAACGAUCAUUAAAAGGAAGAGAUAUCAUCAAAUUACCUCUUCUUGGAAUGAUAUCAAUCUAUGCAAUGCCUUGGUACUUUGUUUGUCAUUAUCUACCAAAAGAUGAUUGUAGUAGUAGUAGUAGUAGUAACGAAGGAUAUAAGAAACUACUACCUGAAAGAAGAAAAAGAGUUAUCACUCGAUACUGCUGUCAUCGUAAUGCAACAUUGGAUACACUCAAUCAUCUACUAGAAUGGUCUAGAGAUGACAUUGAUUGGGUGUACUUGAUAAGAAAUAGCAAUCAAAUAACAAGCCAAGAGAUAUUAGAGUAUCUAAUCAAGAGAUGUCAAGCUGAUGGAGACAAGGAUGACAUUUUCAUUAUUGGUGCAAUGAAGGUGGCAUGUCUAUACGGGUAUCUUUCAUCUGUCAAGUUGAUGCAAAGUGCUGUAAAGAGCAAUCCCAAAGCAAUUGUUUUUGCCUCUAGUAACGGAUUCAUUGACAUUGUAAAGUAUUUACACGAGAAUGGAGCUGAAGGUUGUAGUACAAAGGCAAUAGAUGAAGCCGCGAGAAAUGGUAAUUUGGAGAUUGUAAAGUUUCUUCAUUUUAAUAGAACUGAAGGUGCAACAACCAAUGCUAUGGAUUGGGCUGCAAAGAAAGGUUAUUUAGAGAUUGUUCAAUUCCUACAUGAACAUCGUCAAGAAGGAUGCACCAAGGAUUCUAUGGAUCUAGCAGCUCAAAAAGGAUUCAUACAUAUCGUCAAGUAUCUUCAUUUCAAUCGUAGUGAAGGUGCAACAACCGAUGCUAUGGAUUGGGCUGCUGAAAAUGGACAUUUAGAUAUUGUUAAAUUCCUACAUGAACAUCGUCAAGAAGGAUGCUCUGACUCUGCUAUGGAUUGGGCCGCUGGUGAGGGUCACUUUGAAGUUGUAAAGUACCUUUCAGAGCACAGAACAGAAGGUGCAACAACCGAUGCUAUGAAUUGGGCCUCUGAAGAAGGUCACAUUGAAAUCGUAAAGUACCUCAAUGAGCAUCGCAGUGAAGGUGCAACUACUGAUGCUUUGGAUGGGGCCGCUGGAAACGGUCACAUUGAAGUGGUAAAGUAUCUUCAAGAGCAUAGAACAGAAGGUGCAACAACCUCGGCUAUGAAUUGGGCUGCUGAAAAUGGUCACAUUGAAACUGUACAAUUUCUUCAUUUCAACAGGACUGAAGGUGCAACUACUGAUGCUAUGGAUAGGGCUGCUCGAAACGGUCAUAUUGAAAUUGUGCAGUUUCUUCAUCAACAUCGUAGUGAAGGUGCAACAGCCAAUGCUAUGGAUUGGGCCGCUGAAAAUGGUCACAUUGAAGUUGUAAAGUACCUCAAUGAGCACCGUAGUGAAGGUGCAACAACCGGUGCUAUGGAUGGGGCCGCUCGAAAUGGACACAUUGAAAUUGUAAAACAUUUGAUAUUCAAUCAUGUAGGUGAUAUAUCAAAUCGAUUGUAUCCAAAAGAAGAUAAAAAUGAUGAUGAUGAUGAAGAUGAAGAUAAAGAUAGUACUGCUAAACAACCACAACGACGAUCAUUAAAAGGAAGAGAUAUCAUCAAUUUACCUCGUCUUAAAAUGAUAUCAAAGUAUGCGAUGUCUUGGGAGUUUGUUUGUCAUUAUCUACCUAAAGAUGAUAGUAGUAAAGACGACGAUCAGAAACUACUACUACCCGAAAGAAAGAGUAGAGUGAUUAGUCAAUACUGCUGUCAUCGUAAUGCAACAUUGGAUACACUCGAACAACUAUUGAAAUGGUUUCACAAUGACGUUAAUUGGGCGUACUUGAAAGGAUACAACAGCAAAAACCAUCAAAUAAGAAAUCAAGAGAUAUUGGGAUAUCUCAUCAAGAGAUGUCAAGUCGAUGAAGACUAG